Molecule: messenger RNA, 1724 nt
Organism: Sodiomyces alkalinus F11
Lineage: Eukaryota; Fungi; Ascomycota; Sordariomycetes; Glomerellales; Plectosphaerellaceae
Exons: 6
Coding region: 1-1572 (523 amino acids)
Source: RefSeq, a predicted model, not a curated record
AUGGCACCGAAUCUCCGCCUGGUCACUGCGUGCCACUGCAACUUCCUUCCUCAAGGUACGUGUUUCCCCGCCGAGGUCGUGGACGGUCGCGGGGUCAGGUCAGUGGAGCCCUCCGAUGUACCGGGCAGCCGGAGAAGCACCGACGUAUCCGACCAAUCAAGCGCCUCGUCCCCUCCCCGGCCGACACUGGAAUGUGGGCUCGACCCUCGGCCCUCGUCCCUCGCCCCUCCCCCCUCCACACCCCGUACAGAGACCGACCCCCCCAACUACGCCGGGGUCCACUGCAUUCCUAGAGGAGGUCAUUCAGCCCAGCUCGAGACAAUGGAGGCGAAUGGGCGUCUCGUUACUCUCGUUACUCGCCACAUGUUGGCUUUCGACCGCCGCCUUCAAUAUUGCCAGCCCCCUAAGGUCGAUGAGCACACGCACACGCCAUGCGCGUACGGAGCCCGGAUUACGGAGUAUAUGAAUAUCAUCAGUUGGAAUAGGCCCCCAAUCUUGCUACAAUGUUUGUUCCCGGUCAUUCAUAUCACCGUCGGUCGCAUCACAUCAUCCCCAAUUCUUCCCGUCAUGGGUCGCAUGAAGAACGAAGUGGACUCCAUGUCCGAUAGCUUGGAAUCUCUCGAGACCAAGUCGUCCAUGUCAGGGAGUGCAAACUCUCUCCUCACCCAGCCCAAGCCCUUCAACCUUAUCCUUCUUUCGGUUCUCUUCUUCCUGCUGUUGGCGUCUAUUGGCGGUUUGAGCACUUCGGCCGUCGAGUUCAAGCAGCCAUCGACGGUGAGAGGCACGGGGGUAACCCAGAGCUUCGUUCUGUUCUCUUCCCUGAUCAGCCCUCUCUACCUAUUCCUGCAUAUCAUUGUGUCUUUCGGCAACUACCAAAGCUCACGGCAAUCUCUCCAGGCGCCCGUCGUGUCCUGGGCGGUCAUCCUGGCCCGAAUCAGCCUCAUUCUCUGGGUGGUGACCUUGGUCUUGACAGCGAUUACCGUAUCUCAUCCCCAGUCAAACUCGGUGAUCACCCGAUCCAACCUUGCGCUUGCCACCUUUGGCGUGACCUGUCUGGCGAUCUUAGUGUUCACCAUGGAGAUGACAACCAAACCUUUCGAGCUCCCCUUUACACCACGCAAGUCGACCGUCACAUGUCUGGUCCGCUCCUUCGAAGACGAUUUCAAAUGCGAGCCGACCAUCGGACACCACUGCCGGACCAUGACCCUAGACUCAGUCUCUUCGGGGGGUUCCGGCCGUUCCGGCCGUUCCAGCCGUUGUAGUCGUUCGAGCAGCUCCAGGAAACGAGCCGUCCCAGUCCCCUGCAACAGGGUUUCCACCAUCUUGGAAGAAGAAACGCAGUCGAGGGUGGGCAGCGAGACACCCGACAGGCCCAUGAUGCCGGAGCCGUGCCACGUCCCGCCGCCGGGAACUGCGUGGGCUCGGGACUGGGAACAGCUCGCGGUGGAGACGGGAGUGCAUCGGAACAACUCUGUCAGCGACUAUGGUUCUACGGUCGAGAGUGACGACGCCGUGGAUCAGAGGUGGCAUCUUCGUCAACCACCUCCCGCCAUUGUGGUCACGUCUAGUUGAAGGGACGCUGUCGCUGACGGGAGAACGGAAACGGCAGAGAAGGGAUUAUCAUAUUAUGAUGUGUCGUGUAAUGUAAUAUUUAGUGGUUGGAGUCUGGGCGGUUGUGUGCUUGCUAUUGAUAGUUGAUACCCCCGGAAAUGAUAAAAGUCCUG